AAAACAGCAGAAAAGUUACUUUCUAGAUUCUAAAUUGAAUUGAAAAUCGUGCAUUGUGUUUAAAAGCACGAAAAAUGAAUGUUUAAAACCAGUUUAUCUUGAUUUAUUGAACUAUUACUUCAAAUUCACACAUGAAGAAGUUUUUCCUGGGAGGCGAUGGUCGUGCCUCUAUACCAGUGGGAGCAGACAGUGAUCUCUCAUUUGAAGUGAAGGACGAGGCAGACGGGUCACUGGCCAUAUGCAAUGUCCAUGCAUCCUCCUCUUCACAUCUUCAAUCCAAGAUAGUCGAUGGAUUCUGCCUCGAAGGAAUCAGCUUGAAACUUUCUGGAAGGAGUGCUCAAGAUGUCAACGAACUCCUGGCGAAGUAUCAAUCAUGCAUCAGCAAAGUUAAAUUGAAACACCACCGAGAUGUCUCAAUUGAUGUCGGAGCUGGAGCCAGCGCUCUGCCACAUUCUGGAAACAAGAGCCCUAAAGCAGAGAGACCGGACGGAUCAGCAGACGGCGAUGGAUCAGGCGGCUUCAAAUUUGGUUUCGGAUUUGGCGGAGGAAAGGACGGCGACAGUGACGAUGAUGGAAGGACAAAACACAAGAAGGACAAAGACCACGGAUUUGGCGUCAACGUAGGUGGUGACUUUGAUGCAGAUGUCAAGGGGAAAAAAGUUAAGGAUGGACAUGAAAAGAAAGACGGCGACGGAUCAGGCGGCUUCAAAAUUGGUUUCGGAUUUGGCGGAGCAAAUGACGGCAACAGUGACGAUGAUGGGAAGAAAAAACCUAAGAAGGACAAAGACCAUGGAUUUGGCGUCAACGUAGGUGGUGACUUUGAUGCAGAUGUCAGGGGGAAAAAAGUUGAGGAUGGAAAAGAAAAGAAAGACGGCGACGAAUCAGGCGACUUCAAAUUUGGUUUCGGAUUUGGCGGACCAAAGGACGGCGACAGUGACGAUGAUGUGAAGAAAAAACACAAGAAGAACAAAGACCACGGAUUUGGCGUCAACGUAGGUGGUGACUUUGAUGCAGAUGUCAAGGGGGAAAAAGUCAAAGAGGGACAUGAAAAGAAAGACGGCGACGGAUCAGGCGGCUUCAAAUUUGGUUUCGGAUUUGGCGGAGGAAAGGACGGCGACAGUGACAAUGAUGGGAAGAAAAAACACAAGAAGGACAAAAAUCACGGAUUUGGCGUCAACGUAGGUGGUGACUUUGAUGCAGAUGUCAAGGGGAAAAAAGUUAAGGAUGGACAUGAAAAGAAAGACGGCGACGGAUCAGGCGGCUUCAAAUUUGGUUUCGGAUUUGGCGGAGCAAAUGACGGUGACAGUGACGAUGAUAGGAAGAAAAAACACAAGAAUAACAAAGACCACGGAUUUGGCGUCAACGUAGGUGGUGACCUUGAUGCAGAUGUCAAGGGGAAAAAAGUUAAGGAUGGACAUGAAAAGAAAGACGGCGACGGAUCAGGCAUCUUCAAAUUUGGUUUCGGAUUUGGCGGAGGAAAGGACGGCGACAGUGACGAUGAUGGGAAGAAAAAACACAAGAAGGACAAAAACCACGGGUUUGGCGUCAACGUAGGUGGUGACUUUGAUGCAGAUGUCAAGGCGGAAAAAGUUAAGGAUGGACAUGAAAAGAAAGACGGCGACGGAUCAGGCGGCUUCAAAUUUGGUUUCGGAUUUGGCGGAGCAAAUGACGGCGACAGUGACGAUGAUAGGAAGAAAAAACACAAGAAUAACAAAGACCACGGAUAUGGCGUCAACGUAGGUGGUGACCUUGAUGCAGAUGUCAAGGGGAAAAAAGUUAAGGAUGGACAUGAAAAGAAAGACGGCGACGGAUCAGGCAUCUUCAAAUUUGGUUUCGGAUUUGGCGGAGGAAAGGACGGCGACAGUGACGAUGAUGGGAAGAAAAAACACAAGAAGGACAAAAACCACGGGUUUGGCGUCAACGUAGGUGGUGACUUUGAUGCAGAUGUCAAGGGGGAAAAAGUUAAGGAUGGACAUGAAAAGAAAGACGGCGACGGAUCAGGCGGCUUCAAAUUUGGUUUCGGAUUUGGCGGAGCAAAUGACGGCGACAGUGACGAUGAUAGGAAGAAAAAACACAAGAAUAACAAAGACCACGGAUUUGGCGUCAACGUAGGUGGUGACUUUGAUGCAGAUGUCAAGGGGAAAAAAGUUAAGGAUGGACAUGAAAAGAAAGACGGCGACGGAUCAGGCAUCUUCAAAUUUGGUUUCGGAUUUGGCGGAGCAAAUGACGGCGACAGUGACGAUGAUGGGAAGAAAAAACACAAGAAGAACAAAGACCACGGAUUUGGCUUCAAUUCAGGUGGUGACUUUGAUGCAGAUGUCAAGGGGAAAAAAGUCAAAGAUGGACAUGAAAAGAAAGACGGCGACGAAUUGGACGGCUUCAAGUUUGGUUUCGGAUUUGGCGGAGCAAAUGACGGCAACAGUGGCGAUGAUGGGAAGAAAAAACACAAGAAGGACAGAGACCACGGUUUUGGCGUCAACGUAGGUGGUGACUUUGAUGCAGAUGUCAAAAGAAAAAAAAUCAAAGAUGGACAUGAAAAGAAAGACGGCGACGGAUCGGGCGGCUUCAAGUUUGGUUUCGGAUUUGGCGGAGCAAAUAACGGCGACAGUGACGAUGAUGGGAAGAAAAAACACAAGAAGGACAGAGAACACGGUUUUGGCGUCAACGUAGGUGCUGACUUUGAUGCAGAUGUCAAAGGGAAAAAAGUCGAAGAUGAACAUAAAAAGAAAGACGGCGACGGAUCGGGCAGCUUCAAGUUUGGUUUUGGAUUUGGCAGAGCAAAUGACGGCGACAGUGACGAUAAAGGGAAGGAAAAACACAAGAAGAAGAAAGACCACGGAUUUGGCGUCAACGUAGGUGGUGACUUUGAUGCAGAUGUCAAGGGAAAGAAAAUAGAAAGGGGGAAAAUAAGUAGUGAUUUCUCUGAUGGGCCACAAAAAGGAAAAAGGUAUGCCAAGAAUAGGGAUAUUGGCUCAUCUGGCGUUCAAUUGAGAGGUGAUUUGAGUCCGAGAGAUACAAAAAAACGCUCAAAUCGUCUUUCUUCUUCAUCACUUGACAAAUUUAGUUUCAGGGGACGGAAUUUUUCUGAAGGUCAAUCGGCAGGAGAUAUAAGUAUAAAGUCUGGCGAACUUGGUUCUAAGAAGGGUCAUAAACCUAAACGGUUUGGUAGUUUACGCAAAGUUUUUGGCGGCUCUUCUAGAAACAAGGAAGGUGGAGCCGACAUCCCAGCAAAUAAUGAGACUUCAAAUGUAGGUGGGGCAAGUUCCUCUGAUAGACCAGGAAAGGGGAAGCGUUAUGAAAAAAACAAGGAUGUCGGAUCAUCUGGCGUUCAUUUGGUUGGGGAUUUGAGUCGGACAGAUCGAAAAAAGCGCACAAAUCGUCUUUCUUCUGCUUCACUGGACAGAUUUAAGUUCAGAGGACGGCUUGGAUCUGAAGGUGAAUCAACGGGAGAUUUGAGUAUAAAGUCUGGUGAAGGUGGGGCUAAAAAGAGCGAUAAACCCAAACGACUCGGUAGCUUCAGAAAAGCUCUUGGCGGCUCUUUUAGACAUAAGGACGGCGGAGCUGAAGUUCGAGCCAAAUAUCAGACUCCAAAAGUAUCCCAAGACCUGACACCAAGUACUUCAAAGGAACCAGAACAACAGGGUACUGGAGGCCCAAAAAUUAAAGAAAAAUUAGGUGGAGGCGGUUUCAGUCUCGGAUUUGGUUUCGGCGGCGACAAAAUUUUUGGCAAAAAGACGAGAGAGCACAAAGAUGGCAAGCACGUUGCAUUCGGUAUAAAUAUAGGAGGUGACAAAAGUGGAAGCUUCAAAAAGGGUAAAGCGGACUCAGCGAGUGUACAGAGAUCAAAAACUCUGCCUCUUCCAAAACAUUCACAAAAAGCAGGGGGAGGCGUUGAUUUUGGAAUUAGUGCAGACGUUAAAGGCAAAGGAAAAAAACUCAUCGAAACCAAAGACAAAUCUGAUUUCAAUGGGUUUGAAUACAAUACUGGGUUCGGCGGGAACGACAGUGAUAACGAACGACGGAAAGCGAAGAAAAAACUCGAGAAACAACUCGGAUUCGGCGCCGACUUUCGUAAAGAUGUAAACAUCAAAGGGCCGGAAAUUGGAUUCAACGCUGAUUUUGAUUCUAGCACGACAAAACCUGUAGUACCAGUGACUAGAAAAGACUUCCACCAUCAAAUUGAUUUUGGCGCCAGCACAAAAAAGAAUGAAAGCAAGAAAAUUGGAAUCGAUUUCAAGCAUGAGGAUGACGUGAAAGCAAAUCUGAAUCUGAGAAAGCCCAAAAUUAAUAAAGAAAAAACAGAAGACUGUGGAUUCAAUUUUGGAACAGGGUUCGAAAGCGACCCCAACAAAAAAGUCGAAAACAUAGCAGAUUUUGAAGCGAAAAUCAAGCCUGAGAUUGGCGGAGGAUUCAAAGUCCCGAGUUUCGAAACAGCUUCAGGAAACGAAAAGCUGAAGAGCAAACACGACGUUGUUAAAAUUGGAUUCGACGUGGAUUCUGAUCAAAAUUUUGGACUUCGGAAAACAGGUAAAGAUUUUGGAAUAGAAUUUGGAGGACGAAAUGAAAAGCCAAAAUUGAAGAACCAAAAGUCAGACGAGGCCGGUUUCAAUUUCGGAUUAGAUGCCGACAGCGAGGGAUUCAACAAAAAUAAGUCAAAAACUGACAAAGUUGUUGAUUUUGGAGCAAAAAUCAAAUCCGAUAUCGGAAGCGGCAUCAAAAUUCCUAACUUCGAACUACCGUCGCCAGAUGAAAAGCUGCGAGAUCAGCACCUCAAAGUAGAGUUCGGCACUGAAACUGAUGCCAAAAUGAAUGUUCCAGGACCUGGAAAGAAACUUGAUAUCAACUUUGGCGAGAAAAUUGAUAAACCCAAAAACAAGAAAGAAAAAACUGACGGAGAUGCUGGGUUUAAUUUUGGUCUAGACGUUACAGGUGAUGGUUUCAACAAAGAUAAAACCAAAUUUGACAAAAAAUUUGAGUUCGGAGCAAAAAUAAAACCCAAUAUCGGAAGCGGCAUCAAAAUUUCUAGCUUUGAAAUACCGCCACCAGAUGUCAAGCUGCCCGAUGAACACCCCAAAAUUGGGUUCGGCACUGAUGCUGAUGUCAAAAUGAAUGCUCCAGGACCUGAAAAGAAACUUGAUAUCGAUUUUGGCGGGAAAAUUGAUAAACCCAAAACCAAGAAUGAAAAAACUGACGAAGAUGCUGGGUUUAAUUUUGGUCUAGACGUUACAGGUAAUGGUUUCAACAAAGAUAAAACCAAAACUGACAAAAAUGUUGAUUUCGGAGCGAAAAUCAAGCACGAUAUUGGAAGUGGCAUCAAAGUUCCUAACUUUGAACUACCGUCACCAGAUGACAAGCUGCGGGAUAAACAACUCAAAAUUGGGUUUGGCACUGAUGCUGAUGUCAAAAUGAAUUUUCCAGGACCUGGAAAUAAACUUGAUUUCAAUUUUGGCGGGAGUAUUGAUAAACGCAAAAUCAAGAAAGAAAAAACUGACGAAGAUGCUGGGUUUAAUUUUGGUCUAGACGUUACAGGUGAUGGUUUCAACAAAGAUAAAACCAAAACUGACAAAAAUGUUGAUUUCGGAGCAAACAUUAAGCACGAUAUUGGAAGUGGCAUCAAAGUUCCUAACUUUGAACUACCGUCACCAGAUGAAAGGCUGCGGGAUAAACAACUCAAAAUUGGGUUCGGCACUGAUGCUGAUGUCAAAAUGAAUGCUCCAGGACCUGAAAAGAAACUUGAUAUCGAUUUUGGCGGGAAAAUUGAUAAACCCAAAACCAAGAAAGAAAAAACUGACAAAGAUGCUGGGUUUAAUUUUGGUCUAGACGUUACAGGUAAUGGUUUCAACAAAGAUAAAACCAAAACUGACAAAAAUGUUGAUUUCGGAGCGAAAAUCAAGCACGAUAUUGGAAGUGGCAUCAAAGUUCCUAACUUUGAACUACCGUCACCAGAUGACAAGCUGCGGGAUAAACAACUCAAAAUUGGGUUCGGCACUGAUGCUGAUGUCAAAAUGAAUGCUCCAGGACCUGAAAAGAAACUUGAUAUCGAUUUUGGCGGGAAAAUUGAUAAACCCAAAACCAAGAAAGAAAAAACUGACGAAGAUGCUGGGUUCAAUUUUGGUCUAGACGUUACAGGUAAUGGUUUCAACAAAGAUAAAACCAAAACUGACAAAAAUGUUGAUUUCGGAGCGAAAAUCAAGCACGAUAUUGGAAGUGGCACCAAAGUUCCUAACUUUGAACUACCGUCACCAGAUGACAAGCUGCGGGAUAAACAACUCAAAAUUGGGUUCGGCACUGAUGCUGAUGUCAAAAUGAAUGCUCCAGGACCUGAAAAGAAACUUGACAUCAAUUUUGGCGGUAAAAUUGAGAAGCCCAAAACAAAGAAAGAAAAAACAUUCGAGGACGCUGGGUUUAAUUUUGGUCUUGACGUUAAUGGUGAUGGUUUCAACAAAGAUAAAGCCAAAUCUGACAAAAAAGUUGAGUUCGGAGCUAAAAUAAAAUCCGAUAACGGAAGUGGCAUCCAAGUUCCUAGCUUUGAACUACCGCCACCAGAUGUCAAGCUGCCCGAUGAACACCUCAAAAUUGGGUUCGGCACUGAAGCUGAUGCCAAAAUGAAUAUUCCAGGACCAGGGAAAAAAUCUGAUAUCGAUUUUGGUGGAAAAAUUGACAAACCAAAAGUGAAGAAAGAGAAACUAGACGAUUCCGGAUUUUCACUUGGUAUACAUGAUGGAGACGACGUGCAGUUUGAAAAAGGAAAAUCGAAAAUUGGGAAAACUUUUGGUCUCGUUAGCCAAGUCAAACCGGGAACUGACGGUGGGACUGGAACUCCGGAUUUCGGAGUUCCGGAUAUUGAUAUGAUUAAAAGAAAAAACAAAGAUAUUGGAAUUAAAAUCGGGUUUGGCAAGGACCAUGGAGUUCACAGUGAUGUUGAUAUGCCCAAAACAAACAAAGUUUUCAGUGUCAAUUUCGGAGGCAAAAUUGAUAAACCAAAAAUUAAAAAAGAAGCAAAUGAAGACGCUGGGUUCAACUUUGGAACUGGAUUUGACACCGGAGAAGAGAAAGCAGCUAAAUCUGGAAAAUCUUUUGACUUUGGAGUCAGCUCCAAGCCUAAAGUAGACAUUAAAGUGAAGCCAAAUGCUGAUUUUGAUUCGAAACCAAUCGAAAAAGACUCCAAAAGUUUCGGUCUCGGAUUUGGCGGUAAAUCUGGAGGCGGAUUUCUUGGAUUGGAUGUCAAACCGGCAGCUGACAAAGUUAGGUCCAUUUUCAAUGCUGAUGAACAUCACGACGACGAUCAAGAUCAUGGUAACUUCAAAAUUGGAUUUGACUUUAGUGGUGACCCAAAAACAACCGAAAAGAAAUCGGCCGAAAACGAAGCAGAUACUGAAGAAAAGUUGAGUGUCGAAAAACCGAAAGGAAAGAUAACAAAAACUGGUAUUGGAUUUGCCGGCGUAGUCGGCGGUGGAUUCAAAGUUGACAAACCAAAAGUAAAAAAAGAAAGAACCGACGAUAGUGGGUUCCAGUUUGGAAUGGCGGACGACGAUAUCCCGAAGAAAGAAAAGCCAGGAAAGGGCUUGGACUUUGGUGUCAGAGUUCAACCUCCCAGUUUAUCGGGAGUUGGCAAAAGUAAAAUUCCAAGUUUUGGAAAGCCGGAGAAAGGGGGCAUGAAAACAAACGUGAAGCUAGGUUUCGAUGCCGAUACCUCGCAUGCGCUGGAGGUUGAGAAAGGAGAUUCACUCAAGAAACAUUUUGAUGCUCAUACAGAUAUUGAAAAACCUAAAUCACCUUUCGAUGCUUUGCCAAAAGAAGGAGAUUUCAAAAUUGGGUUCCAUUUCGACGCUGAAAAACCAGAGACCCCAUUGGGAGUUGCGAAGAGUCUGAAGCGAAAAAGUGCCGACUUGAGUCCGGAGCUUGCGGCAGAAGCCCAAGUAGAUGUAGAUCAUGAAGUCAAUGUUGAGAACCAACUAUUUGACUUAGAUUCGGAUACCUCUGUUGGAAAACACAAAAUACCUAGUUUCAUGGACAAGAAGCUGGGAAAGGAAAAAGAUGACGACGAUGCAUUCAAAAUUGGAUUUAAUUUCAGCGGUGAAGAUGGCGAUGAAAAAAAUAACAGUGUUUUCGGAUUUGGAAUCAAAAAACCCAAAGUUGACGUCAAACAAAAGGACGAUUCCGAAGGAGGGGGAGGAGGUCGUUUUUUCGGAUCCAUGCUGGAAAAAGUCAAAAAUACCGUCGUUGAUGGCGCUGGAAGCCUCGGUUUUGGAUUCGGCGCUUCGGCUAAUAUUGAAGAUGAUUUCGACGACAAAGAAGAAGAGCGGAAGAAAUUGAAGAAGCUGGCUAAAGGAAGAGGUGAAGUGGACUUCGGAAAACCCUCUCAGACAUCAUCAGUCGGACAUGACGAGCGAGUAUUGUUCAGCACCGAAAUUGAUGCCGAUUUAAAUUCUAAGGAACCUAACGGUUCCAAGAAAGGAAAGAAAGGGAAACUGGGCGCUGGAUUUGGGAUAGGGUUUGACUCGAAUAUUGAUGUAAAAGGAAACGUGGCGGGUUCAGCACCAAAGAUCUCUGUUAACCCUGAAAACUCGUUGACUCCUCGGAGUGCCGAAGUCUCGAUUUCGUCGUCCAAGACCUCCGCUUCGGACGAUGCACCAUCUUAACCCAGCAAGCGCGGCUAUUUCUACUCUUUUAUAUUACAAAUUUAUGAUAAACAGUUUAUAAAUACGAAGUUUACAGAAACUUACUAACUUUGUCGGGAAGAGUGUACAAGAUUUUUAUGAAACAUUUGGAAAACUUUUCAUUGAUGCUUAAAAUGACCCAUAUUUGCAAGCACCGAAAGAAUCUAGGGUAACAAAGCUGGAUUUACAUCAUCACAUUUGAUACCAUGCAACUAACUAAAAUUUAUAUUAUCUCACCCCGUAAUUUUUUCCUAUAGUACACACUAAUUCAAUCUAUGGCAUAA
Symsagittifera roscoffensis is the source of this 8944-nucleotide messenger RNA. RefSeq lists its product as uncharacterized. The coding region runs from base 132 to 8642 and encodes 2836 amino acids. The transcript is spliced from 3 exons. Lineage: Eukaryota; Metazoa; Xenacoelomorpha; Acoela; Convolutidae. The record is from RefSeq and is a predicted model, not a curated record.